AUGGAGAACAAGGUUAACUUUAUCAAGAGUUGGGUCAAAUACGCCAUGUUCCGUAACGUGGAGAAUAUUUCCCUCGAAGUCCAUGAUCAUGGUUAUAGAAUUCCUGCCUCCUUCUUCAUGAAUUCAUCUGUCAAGGAACUCAACGUUGAGCUAGCCUCUUCUAAUAUGGUCCAUGGAUGCUCGUUAACGUUGUACUGCUGCAAGGGACUUGGGUUCCUUGAUCUCAGCAAAAUGUUUCACUUGAGAACAUUAGAAAUAAACAGCCACGUUGAGAGUUCGAUGAAUAUUGUGGCACCACAUAUCCAUUGUCUCAGAUUGAUAAACUCUCAGUUACCAUGUACUUUAGUUGAUGCCUCUUCUUUAACGGAAGCGAAACUGGACAUUUGUAUUAGAUCAAGAGAUAGGAUCUUCAAGGGUGAUUUUCUUCAAGCAAUGGUUCUAGGGAUGCUGGAAAAAUUACAACAUGUGGAGAAGCUAACUUUUGGUGGAAACUUUCUUCAGGAGGUUUUCUUGACAAAAUUCUUGAUCUCGCAAGGCUUGAAUCCAGAGAAAUGUUGGAGAUCAAAAGAUGGGGUCAUUUUGAACAGAUCUCGUCAGAUUGUAGCGUCAAAGCAUGUGAUCUCAUUCAUAGAAAUUAUGCUUAAAAAUACAGAGAAAUUAGACAAGAUGGUCAUACAGUUGGACGAACGUUACCUUAGCUGUAAGUUUAAAGACCUAAUGAUUCCAUUGCUUCCUCCCAACAACAAUGUCUCAAUUGCGCUCUCAAGCAAGCCGAUGAUAUUAGAUGAGUAA
This is a messenger RNA of Camelina sativa (false flax), 792 nucleotides long. NCBI's taxonomy places the organism in Eukaryota, Viridiplantae, Streptophyta, Magnoliopsida, Brassicales, Brassicaceae. The record is from RefSeq and is a predicted model, not a curated record.